GAGCGACAAGCGCACGGGGGCCGGCCCUUACGUUAAAAAUUUAUUUUAUUUUCAGACAGAAUGAAUCAAGAAGGCGUACUAGAUUGUUGCGCUGUUUGCAAAGAGGAAACGCAAAGAAGAUGUAGUCGCUGCCUCAAUGUAUAUUAUUGUAGUACUGAGCACCAACGCCAAGAUUGGAAGAGACACAAAAGUGAAUGUGGAUCAAAGUUACCUGAAAAAGGCCCCAAAAACGAAGACAAACUAGAAGAGCGACAUACAGAUUCCCGGGUGAAUGUUGGAGAAACAGAUUCUUCAGAUACAAAAGAGGCUGGUGCAAAAAAAGAAAUCUCGAGAGAAAAAGAGGGUAGUACGCGUCCAUUAUGUUUAAAAAAAUCUGUGAAAAAUAUUAUAAUAGAAGAGGGUAAAGAAAGUGGCGUAGCGAGUGUUAGUAAACAUAAGUCGCAAAUAUCCACCAGCAACAUUAAUAAAAGUGAAAGUGGCACGUCCGAGCUGCCUGAUCGCAACGAAAGUAGCGUUAUUUCUAGUGUAGUGUAUACAAAUAAGGAUUUAACUAAAGGAAGUGCCAUAACUUAUGAGGGAUCUUCUGAGCAAGAGAUCCUGAACGAAUCGGCCCAGCAAUUGAAUACAGUAGACUUUAACUCUAGUUCAUCUAUUGUGUUGAAAAUGGUGAAUAGAACUGAAGUAACUGUGCCUAUGAUGCCUACAUAUGGGGCAGAGCACAGUCGGAGAGUCAAGGAUUAUCCUGAGGGGUCCGUUAGAAACAGUAGUGUACAAAAUAGUAUUGAUGUUGAUCCUAGUGAUCCAUGGUAUGCAGUGUGUCAGACUGUGAUUAGAGAUAUGACCCAAUACGGUGUAUGUUUGUUGAAAAAUUUCCUUGGCCGGGAACGAGGACUGAUGGUGUUAGAAGAAGUGAAACGUAUGCACAAAUCAGGAAUAUUUGAAGCUGGCAAAGUGGUCUCCAACCCUGGCAGCACGGACGCGCAGACGGUCCGUAGCGACCAGACCACGUGGAUCGAUGGCACGGAGCCCCACUGUCCCAACAUCAAAUAUCUAAUUACCCAGGUGGACAAUAUUGUGCUGCGAGCGAACAAGAUGCCCAGGAAUGGCAAAAUGGGAGACUUCGUGAUCAACGGGAGGACGAAGGCCAUGGUGGCGUGCUACCCCGGCUCCGGCAGCCAUUACGUGAAGCACGUUGACAACCCGAACAAAGAUGGCCGCUGCAUCACCGCCAUCUACUACCUCAAUCUAGACUGGGAUGUGGAAAAAAACGGAGGAUUGCUCAGGGUGUUCCCAGAAGGCACGAACACUGUAGCUGACAUCGAGCCGAUCUUCGACAGGAUGCUGUUCUUCUGGUCGGACAGGCGGAAUCCGCACGAAGUGCAGCCGGCGUAUAAAACUAGGUACGCUGUCACGAUCUGGUAUUUCGACGCCCACGAACGCGAAGAGGCGCAAAGACGUUUCAAACAAAGUGCAAAACCUUCGUCCAGCAAGUGAUGUUGGACCAAUCACAGCCCGCGCAGCGAAGCGGGCUAACCGGACCUUAAGGCAGACGAUUAUCGACGUUAUUCUAUAGGAGAUAGAGCUUUUAUUGUGAUACUCUGCAAUCGUGUCUUAAGGUGUGGUGUGUUUUAAAAUGAACUUUAUCGUGAAAAUUAUAAAAUUUGUGUGAAAAGACUUUUAGAUAAUAUUUGAAUUUUAUUUUUCUAUGACAGCUGUCUUACGUAUAGGUUUGCAAGCAAUCAGAAAUACGACUUGAUGUUAAUAUGGAAAGCUGUCACAUUAUAGUAUAUCUUUGGUACUCAAAACAACACAAAAAACUUUAAACAACACAUGUACUAUUGACUCUUGAAAAUUACUCACUGAAUUAUGUUAAACUUUAAUUAAUUUGAUUAUUUUUCUAUAUUUCUUACACUUUAUUAAUUUAAAUCUGUACUUCCAUUCUUAAAUUCAAACUUGACGAUUACAAACGCUUUGAAUAUCUUUAUAUUGAUGACUUAAUGACAGCUGUCAUUGCGUGACAUGUUUCAGGUUAUGUUUAAAAACAAAUAACUCUACGAAGUAUUAUAAUUAUACUUUAAAAAGCAAUAUGUUCUAAAUAACAGUCUAAAUAUAAAUAUGUAAAUAGUGUUAAGUAGAUUGAGUUUUUUGUUUCAAAUCAUAAAGUAUUAUGUGUAAUUAUUUUAUCAACCUUAAUAGAUCUAUUGAAAUAAAUAUUUUAAAACUUUAACGUUGCGGCGUAAAUUUCAAUAUUUAGUGGCAAUAUUACAACGCUACUUUAGUUUAAAUAAAUCUUGGUUGAACAUGUCCGCUGUCACUUGUGAUAUCUUAUUGGCUGUGUUCCUUUCAGUUCAGGAUAUGAAGUGUGAACUUGAAUGGUAAUGAACCUGAGGUAACACGGAAUUGUAUGCGUCAAACUGCCAAUAUAUUAAAUCCAUUACAAUAUAGCUUCACCAGGGUUUCGCUACUCUGGGAAUGGAGCCCAAACUGUUUAUUUUCGGCCUCGGAUGUUCAGCCCACAGGACUUUACAUCUUUAAGUGAUUCAAAGACAGUAAACUCGUCAUCUGUUGACAAAUGACAAAUAGACGAAGUCCUUUUUCAAAUUCGUGGGAAUGUCCAAAGUGUCCUGCGGGAGUAGAUGAGUCUAUUUUAUUCAACUAAUAAGUUUUAUCAAAACAUAAUCGACUCCAUGAACCAUGCAAUUUAUAUUGGUAAAUACUGCUCUAAUAAAAAAUAAUUUAAACAAUUUUUUUUUUAUAUAUCUUUAUGGCGUGUUUGACUUACACUUAUCAUUCCAACCAUCCAUGGAUACAGCCAAUAUUAUCACGUAAUAAUAUCUAUAGCUGUAUAUUUAGUUUCCUACUUAACUAGAAUGUAGCUAACAGCGGACGGAUGACGUAAGACUGAGUAAAGCUAGGUCGAUUGUAUAUCAAUUGUUUGUUUAUAUUUAUUGCGUAUUUAUCAAAGUUGUACAUAAUGCCAGGAGUGUAUGAUUUGUAAUCGAUAGUAAAUAUCAUAAAAAUUAAAUAACAGAAUGUGUGUUUUGUGGAAACAAGGCAAGGUUACCUUCAGCCACUUUACCUUACUAACUAUGCCUCUGUAUCUUAAUCAUGUCAUAAAGACAGCCAGUAGUUUUGCUUUCGGUGUACGUUACUUGCGAAACUUUGCCCAAAUAGGCGUCGUGUGCGCAACACCUAUUAGUAGCACCACCACUUUUAAAGCCGUAAAAUAAAAAUAUUACCUAACCCGUCUAAAAUUUAUAUGUAAAUUGCUAUGUACGACUUGUAUGAACCAAUAUUUUAUUUUUACCAAUUAAUUAGGUUACAUGGUUGAAAUUACUCGUACCUCAUUAUUAAGUCAUAUGAUUGCUGUAAAUAUAAAUCUACGAAGUGUAGUAUAAUACUAACAAAAUAAAGAUAUUUACUGUAGAUCCUGUGUAUAAAUUAUAGUAUUGAAUUUUAUACAAAUACCUACAAUAUUUAAGAAUAUAUUCCUAUUAGAGUUUUAAUCGGAAUUAGCAUUGUUUCAAUAUUUAUGUUUGCGUGGUGUCUCUUUUUAACAAACUGAGGUCCGGUAAGUUAACUUCAUUGCUAAACAUUAUUAUGAAUUAAUAUUUCAGAAUUUAAUACAUACCUACCCAUAUUUCAUCUAUUAUUAGUAUAUUUUAAUUGUCUAUUAUGUUAAUUAUGAUUUUCUUGCUGUAAAAAUCUUAUUGAACCUCAAUCUAAAGUUGAUUUUCGGUUAAGCUAAAAUGUGAACCUAUUCUGUACCUACCCAUAUUUCUUAAAUUAUUUUGUAGCAAAAUUGUAUUACAUUUUUUCUUAGA
Molecule: messenger RNA, 3824 nt
Organism: Amyelois transitella
Lineage: Eukaryota; Metazoa; Arthropoda; Insecta; Lepidoptera; Pyralidae
Gene: Hph
Product: egl nine homolog 1
Exons: 7
Coding region: 61-1494 (477 amino acids)
Biological process (GO): peptidyl-proline hydroxylation to 4-hydroxy-L-proline; cellular response to hypoxia
Cellular component (GO): cytoplasm; nucleus
Molecular function (GO): ferrous iron binding; L-ascorbic acid binding; peptidyl-proline 4-dioxygenase activity
Source: RefSeq, a predicted model, not a curated record